AUGGCCCUGGCCCGGCCCGGCCCGGCUCGCCCGCCCGCGGCGCUGCCCCGCGCCGUGCGCCCGCUCCACUUCCAGGGCCCCGGGGCGGCCGGGCCCCGGCUGGGGCUGCGGGCAGAGGACGAGGAGGGCGGGGACGCGUGGGACGGCAAUGCAGCCCACCCCAAGCGGAGUUCAAAUGCCCGCACAGCAGCACCUCCACGAGGAGCAGGAAUCACACCUCUCAGCAGCAUGGCACUGCUGGAUAGCACGUUACUGACAGACCCGUCUGGUGCAGGCAAUCCGGUGCCGCCCCAAGCGCCCGGUGUGCAGUGGAACAGCAUCCUGCAUCCUUCCAUCAACCAGUCAGGCUUUGUGCAAGACCCAGGAGCUUAUCCCGUGUGGCCCAACUGCAGCGCUCUGCCCGGCACCAACUUCUGCAGCGCAGGACUGGGAGAAAGCAUGAACCCAGCGGCAGCAGGGAGCCAGUUGCAUGGCAGCGUUCCUCCUCAGCUGGGGGCAGGGAUGCGCCCCCCAGCAGGUGGCAUGGCUCACAGAGCACAAGGAGCAGCCGCCGUGUGUGCUGCUGCCAGCGCCAUCCAGAACUGGCCACCCGGUUAUCCCAGUGUGAACCAAGGGGGAAUGCUGGGCACUGGACCUCCUUACGGACAGGGAACUAGCAGCAUGGCUAGUGUGAUCAACCACCAGGGCCCACCUUAUCCCAUGGGUGGGAACAUGGCUAACGGCUCUGCAGGGGUGGCAGCAAGUCCUGAAGUGAUGGGUCGGGCGGAUGUCAAAUUAACUCCUGCAACUAAAAGAAGAAAGAAGGGAGAAGAGACCCAAAAAAAUCCCAGGCGACCGAUGGACAGCAGCUGCACCCCACCUGCCAAGCGGCUCAAAGCAGGGAUGCACAGCGUCCAGUGCAGCGCCAGGCAGGGGCAGCUGCAGCAGCAGCCCAGAGCUCUGGAGAAUCGCACCGCUCCCAGCAAAUCUGCAUCCCCGCAGCCAGGGAGGGGAAAGAAGGCAGGACCGCCGAUCCCCGCUGCGCACGUGGCACCGGCAGCAGAACGGUCUGCCAGGAAGCGACGAGCCGUCUCCUUCCCUCCGGGAUCGGUGGAAGCUGCCAAGGCGGUGUUACAGAAAAGGAGGCGGCUGACAGCAGCAGAUGUUGGAACUCCUGCAGCCUGGAGGGUGAUGAUGUCUCUGAAGUCUGGGCUGCUCGCUGAAAGCACGUGGGCCUUAGAUACCGUAACUGUCCUGCUCCACGAUGACAGCAGCGUCACGUCCUUUGACCUCAGACAGCUGCCAGGCCUGCUGGAAGUCCUGGUGGAGUAUUUCCGGUGCUGUCUGAUCGAGGUCUUUGGAAUCCUGGAGGAAUAUGAGUUGGGUAUUUGCCCGGGGCAAAGAUCACUCUGUGGUUUGGAGAGUGCCCGCCUGCUCUGGCAGCUUGGCGGUGGAGAUACCACUGAGCACAUCCAGACCCACUUGGAGAGCAAGAGAGAGCGCUCCGCGGCUGAGAGCAAUGGAAAUGCUCGGGAAGGGCAGGCUCCUCCAUCUGACAGCUCCUCAGCAAUUCUGGAGGAUGAGCCUCGCAGCAGAGACGAGGCACCGCUCUGCCUCACCCACGACUGGCAGGACUCUGUGGCGAAGCGCUGCAUCUGUGUCUCCAACAUCAUCAGGAGCUUGUCGUUUGUGCCGGGCAAUGACGCCGAGAUGUGCAAACACGCCGGGCUGCUGCUGAUCCUGGGGAAACUGCUGCUCUUACACCAUGAGCACCCAGAGCGCAAGCAGGCAGCCCUGAGCUUGGAGAGAGAGGAGCUGGAGCAGGACCAGGGGCUGAGCUGUGACCAGGAAGAGUGGUGGCAGGACUGCCUGCAGGAACUGCGUGAGAACACACUGGUGACGCUGGCCAACAUUUCUGGCCAGCUGGACCUGUCCCCUCUCCCAGAAAGCCUCUGCUUGCCCAUCCUGGACGGACUCCUCCACUGGGCAGUGUGUCCAUCAGCAGAGGCCCAGGACCCUUUUCCAGCGCUGGGGUCGAAUGCCAUCCUCUCCCCUCGGAGCCUGGCUUUGGAAACGCUCAGCAAACUGAGCACCCGGGACACCAACGUGGAUUUGAUCCUCGCGGCUCCCCCCAUCAGCCACUUGGAGAUGCUGUACAGCACACUGCUGCGUUUCCUCCGCAACAAAGAGAGCCCGGUGUGCCGAGAGAUGGCGGUGGUCCUACUGGCCGCCUUGGCACAGGGGGACAGCCUGGCAGCGAGGGCGAUUGCCUCACAGGAGAGGAGCGUCGGCGACUUGCUGGGCUUCUUGGAGGACGGCCUGGCCGCCACGCGGUGCCAGCAGAGCCAGGCCGGCCCAGUGCCCGAGCAGAACGCGCCCUGCGAGCCGCCAAGCAUGGACAUGAUGCACCGAGCGGCUCGGGCGCUGCUCGCCCUGGCUGAGGUGGGCGAGAGCCGCUCGCAGUUCAUGCUGCACGAGUCGCGACUGUUGGACAUCUCCGUGUCGCCCGCGGUGGAUUCCUUGGUCUCCCAGGUUAUCUGCGACGUGCUGUUCUUCAUUGCCCGGCCCUGA
Molecule: messenger RNA, 2550 nt
Organism: Lagopus muta (rock ptarmigan)
Lineage: Eukaryota; Metazoa; Chordata; Aves; Galliformes; Phasianidae
Product: AT-rich interactive domain-containing protein 1A-like
Exons: 9
Coding region: 1-2550 (849 amino acids)
Biological process (GO): chromatin remodeling; positive regulation of DNA-templated transcription; regulation of transcription by RNA polymerase II
Cellular component (GO): nBAF complex; nucleoplasm; SWI/SNF complex
Molecular function (GO): nucleosome binding
Source: RefSeq, a predicted model, not a curated record